CCUUGUGACGUCAGCCGGGUCGGCGGAUCGUGAGCAGGCGCGGAAGGGGCAGGACGCGUUGGUUGGUUUCGUUUCUCCCGCGGAACGGCUGCGCUCCGAACGGAAGCGACAGCACGGGGCCGGAACAGGCCUGUGAGGGGCGGCGUUUGCCGGCCGUUGUGCACACAGCAGCUUGAGGCUGCCCAGCAAACAUGAUGCGCAGUAAGGUGGAGGUAGAGAAGUAUAUCGCUUCAUUGCAGGGCUUCAAGCCUCUGUCGCCCCGUGAGAAAUCACUCAAAGGAUUUUUGUUUGCAAAACUCUACUAUGAAGCCAAAGAAUAUGAACUUGCUAAAAGGGAGGUGUCAGCAUACAUAAAGGUACAGGAAAGGGACCCAAAAGCGCACAGGUUGCUUGGCCAGAUUUAUGAAAUUCAGGGUGACAUUGAAAAGGCCAUUGGUUGUUACAAGCGAGUUAUUGAACUGAAUCCAGUGCAGAAGGAUAUUAUCCUGAAAGUGGCUGAUUUGCUCUGUAAUAAUGGAAACCUUAUUGACGGAAGAGCUGAAUACUGGUUGGAGAGGGCAGCCAAGCAUUUUCCUGGUAAUAGGAUUGUUUAUAAACUGAAGGAAAAGCUACUGAGCUCAAAGGGACAGUUGGACCAUUCUCAGCUGUUUGAUCUUAUUCAGUCUGAACUGCAAUCCAGACCAGAUGAUCCACAUGCUAAUAUACGCUUAGUGGAAUUCUACUGUCAAUUUGGAAAACUUGAAGAAGCAGUGAAUUUCUGCAUGAACACAGAGAAGAGAAGAGCUCUCUCCAGAAGUCUGGAAUGGAAUGCCUGUCUAGUACAGACAUUAAAGCGCUGUCUUGAUUCAUCAGAUGUCUUGGGAACUGAUAAAAGUAGAUCGCGAUCAAUGCAGAGGGAGUUACUUUUAGCUUCCUCUAAUCUUAUGUUUUUGACAUUAUCAAACAGAGAUGUCCAAGAUGCUAUAGAUGCUUUAAUGAGUUUUGAUCAUACAAUGCAUGUCACAAAAUCGUAUAUUACCACAACUAUGGAUGAUCUUUCUGCUGCUUUCAUUGAAAUAAGAGGACACCUGUAUUUGCAUACUGGAUCACUACUUGUAAAGAUGGCUCAGCAGAAUGAGAUCAAGUGGAAAGCAGUUGUAGAUCUUGCUGCAUUGUGUUAUCUGAUUGCCUAUCAGGUUCCUAGACCCAAAAUAAAAUCUAUGAAGGCACAAGAGACAAACAAGGAAUUGCUGAGCUGGUUAGCAUCAGACAGACAAAGUCAAUCAGGUCACAUGUUAUUGAACUUAAUGGUUGGUAAGCCUGACUAUCACAAAGAAGUGGUGAAGACUUUUGCAAAUAAAAGUGGCCAAACCGCAUUGAUUGAAACACUGUUUGGAAGUCUAACUUCUGAAAGGUCUUUUCUAGCCAGUGAUGACAUCCGAGAUGUUACAGGAAGCCAACCAGACAUGAACUAUCUUGUAAAAUGUGAUGAUGGUUGUGUUAGACUGCAUGGUUCAAAUUUGCAGCACCUUGUCUGGCUUGGCUUGCAGCAGUUUUCAAUGGCUCAGUUACCUGUGGUCCGGAGUUGGCUGAAGCAGUUAUUUCCUAAGUUGCCCCAGGAAACAUCACGACUUGACACAAAUGCUCCUGAGACUAUUUGUAUUUUAGAUCUUGAGGUUUUUCUUCUUGGAGUGAUAUUUUCAAGUCACACACAGUUACAAGAUAAAGCAGCUCAUCAUUACAGUUUACACCAACCAAAGUGCUUGCCCCUUUCAAUCAGUAAGCUACUCUAUACAGAGCGACAAAAAGCCUGGUGGGAUGCUGUUUGCAACCUUGUCUACAAAAAAGCACAACCAGGUACAUCAGCUAAGAUGAGACUUAUUAUCCAGCGUGAACUUGCUACUCUAAGGGCAUUAGAAAAACACGGACUUCAACCUGCCCUUAUCAUACACUGGGCACGAAGCUUGGUCAACAUUGGAAGUCGAUUAAAUUCGUAUUAUGACCAAAAAGACUACAUUGGACGGGGUGCCUUCUAUUGGAAGAAAGUUCAGCCAUUGCUGCAGAUCAUUAGGAAGAAAAAGAACAUUCAUGAGCCUAUCGAUCCGUUGUUUAUGCACUUCCAUAGCAAGGAAAUUAAGGUUGAUGAAGUUAACGAUUAUGAAAGGGAAGCGGAGAUUGCUUUUGCUACACUUGAUGUAGUUGAUGGAAAAAUUGAUGAGGCAAUUGCUGCUUUUGAGUCCAUCAAUAACAUUGCUGCACAUUGGAAUCUUGCUUUGAUAUUUCACAGAAGGUCUGAAGAGUAUGAGAAUGGUGAUGGAAUGACACCUGAUGAACAUGAAGAAUGUAAAAUUUGCUUACUGCGUAGUAGAGCAUAUCUAAAGAAAGUGCUGAUUGAAGCUGAAACUAACGUAACAACUAUUGACAGUUUGCCUGUACCUUUAGAUGCAGUAAAAGAAAUGCUAGAAUUGGUAAGUCAGCAUCUUCAAGAAUAUAAUAAUGAUGAGCUUGACCAGGGUGAAGAAGACAACACAUUUUCCCAGAUAGCUGAAAACAGCACUUCUCCAGAGUUGACUCCAGUGAAACAUUCUACCCUAUCUCCAGUAAAGCUUAGUCCAUCGCCAACCAAAAGUUACAAGUGGUCUCCAAAGACUCCUCCACGCUGGGCUGAAGAUCAAAAACAUUUGCUUCAGAUGCUUUGCCAGCAAGUGGAACAGCUAAAGGGUGAAGUCCGUGAGCUGAAAAUGAAUAAUUCAAGUUCAACAGAAUCCCCACGACCCCAGUGGCAAGCAGAUAGUUGUGAUCCCCAUACAGAAAAUUAUCAAGGAGUACAAAGUUUUCAGGGGCCACCUUUAACAGUUGCUACUUCAGGAUCAACUGUGUUCUACAAUCAAUCUCCAAUGUACAAUUCCCAAUAUCAUCUUAGAGCAGCAACCAACGUGGCUCCAACCAAGCAGACUCCUACAUAUGGAAUUGGUCGGAUUCCACCGCAACAGUCUGUGUAUGGAUAUCAGCAGCAAGCUCACACACCUCCUAUUCAAACCAAUUCGGCAUGUAUUUAUUCACAGGAUAUGUAUGGGCCACAAUUGCAUUUUGAAUCUCCUGCAACUGGAUUGCUUUCUCCAUUUGGUGAAGACUACUACAACCAUGGCAUUCCACAAACAAGCACAAACCCACCUUUGCCAGAGCCUGGUUACUUUACUAAGCCGCCUGUAGGAAUGCAACCUAUGAAACCUAUGGAAACUAAAGGACGAUUUGGAACACCUAAUCAACAAAUACAAAAUGAAGCUGCAAAGAAUUCAUUGGUUACUGGACUAUUGCACUCAACACCAGCAACAACAUUUAAAUUUAACUCAAAUUUCAAGAAUAAUGAGGGAGAUUUUACAUUCUCAUCACCACAGAUGAAAGCCCAGGCACCACCAUCAUCUGCUAGUGAUAGUCUCCUAGGAAUUUUAACUGCUGGAAGGCCUAUAAAAAAUGAUUUGAUUCUGGGGCAAAUGUCUACACAAGGAAUGCACAGUCGAGAGAGUCCCUUUUCCCAAGGAGAGCAGCAUUCUUUUAAUGACGUUUUGCCUCAAAGACAAAAUAAGAAUACAUUCAAUGUAUUGAGUAAUCAGGUAUUUGGUUUCAAGGAUACUGGCAAGCCAGCAACUUGUGGAGAUAAUGCUGAAGACAAGGAUGGUGAAAGUGAUCGCGACAGUGUACCUGAUGAAGAUGAUGGGCCACAUUUUGACCCAGUUGUACCACUUCCUGACAAAGUAGAUGUAAAAACAGGAGAAGAAGAUGAGGAACUAUUGUUUUCCAACAGAGCUAAACUCUUCCGUUUUGACACUGAGACCAAAGAAUGGAAGGAACGAGGCAUUGGGUACAUAAAACUACUGCAACACAGGACUUCCAGGAAAAUCCGGCUUCUAAUGAGGCGAGAUCAGGUUCUUAAGAUCUGUGCAAACCAUUAUAUUACUGCAGAUAUGAAGUUGAAACCAAAUAAAGGAUCUGAUAAAUCAUGGGUCUGGUGUGCCUUGGAUUAUUCUGAUGAAAAGCAAGUAUUUGAGCAACUUGCUGUUCGCUUUAAAACAGCAGAUGAGGCUGCAUUGUUCAAAGCCAAAUUUGAAGAAGCACAAAACUUGGUUAAAGAUGAUGAAUUAAAACUGAGCAGUUUGUUUGGUCAAGAACAGAAAAUGGGAAUCAAGUUGAAGUCUGAUAUGGUGAACUUGGGUACUGUUAAGUCUACUGAAGACUCUGGAUUUGCUGCAAAGUUUUUUAAGAAACCUGGUGAGUGGGAUUGCAGCACGUGUUUUGUACGAAACACUGCUUCAGAUUCCAUGUGUCAAUCUUGCCAAAGCCCUAAUGUCACUAAUAGAAAACAAAGUUUACCUUUUGCUUCAGAAAUGGAAGUUGCAAAAUUAGUGCAAAAUGGAAGUGCAGUUGAAGGACCUGAGAAGAUUACAGCUUUUACCAAGCCAAGAGGGUUUGGUGACAAACUUACCAAUACUGAUGCAAAAUCUGCAACCUUUCAGGCACCCAAACCUAAUGGCAAACUUCCUAUUGUUACUUCAUUUGGCCAGUCAGCCUUCAGUGAGAGAACAUCUACUUUGACACAAGACACAUUACAAGGAAUAUUUGCCAGAAAAGGACAGUGUGAUUGCAGCACUUUGCAGAGAAAUUUGGAAGUGACAAAAUGUAUGAGCUGUCAGGCAUCGAAACCCAAUGACAAAAUUCCAGUUGUUACUACAGUUGCCCAACCAGCAUCCAGUGAGAAACCCGCCACACAAAGCUUGGCAGAAUUAUUUUCCAGAAAGGAAGGACAAUGGGAUUGUGAUUCAUGUUGUGUGAGAAAUGAACCAGAAAAGACAAACUGUGUUGCUUGUCAGGCACCCAGAGCAAGCAAUAAAACAGUUGGAGUUUCAGCAGCUUCUACCACAACAUUUGCUCUUGGCCGAGCUUGCCCCAAAUCAGAUGCACCUGAAUUUGGAUUUAAAGUUAACUUCCCAGCAAGUAGUUUUAAAUUUGGGAAUGGUAGUGUAAACAAUACUGCAGGCUUCAAGGUUGAGCCAUCAUCAUCUCAGUCUUCAAGACAGUUUUCCAGUCCUGCAUUUACAUUUUCUUCAGCUAGUUCAGGUGGUAACUUCACAUUUGGUUUGCCAGAUACAUGCAAAGAUUCUGCUAAAAAAACUAGUCAGCAAGGAUCAGCUGCACUCUUCUUAAAAGCCUUUGCUGAGCAAAAGGAGAGGGACAGAAUCACUGCACAAUCAGACAAAGAUCAAGUUCCAAACUCUGCCAUUUCAAACCAAAGUCAAGAUUUUAUUCUAGGUAAUGAUAUGAAUGUCUCUACUUUUGCUGAUUUAGCAAAGUCUGCAGAUAAAGGUUUUCAAUUUGGCUCUAAAGAUCCUAAUUUCAAAGGUUUUGAAGGAGUAGGUCAGCAAUUGUUUUCAACAUGUACAACAGCUACUUCUGCUGAUGAAGAUGAUGAACUGUACAAAACUGAAGAGGGGGAUAAUAUUCAUUUUGAACCUGUGGUUCUUAUGCCUGAAAAAGUAGAUCUGAUUACUGGUGAAGAAGAUGAAUUGGUACUUUAUUCACAGAGAGUUAAGCUAUUUAGAUUUGAUUCAGAAAGCAGCCAGUGGAAGGAGCGGGGUGUUGGAAACCUCAAAGUUCUCCAAAACAAAGCCAAUGGCCGGCUUCGAGUAAUAAUGCGUCGAGAGCAAGUUUUAAAAGUGUGCGCAAAUCACUGGAUAACUACAACAAUGAAUCUCAAACCCUUAAUGGGCUCUGAUAGGGCAUGGAUGUGGUUGGCUAGUGACUUUUCAGAUGGUGAGGCAAAGGCAGAGCAGCUAGCAGCAAAGUUUAAAACACCUGAAUUAGCUGAAGAGUUUAAAGAAAAAUUUGAGGAAUUCCAAAGAUUGCUGUUGGAUAUACCACUACAGACACCUCAUAAACUAUUGGACAAUGGUAAGACUGCUCGGCUAAUACAGAAAGCUGAAGAAAUGAAAAAUGGUUUAAAAGACCUGAAACACUUCUUGAAAGAUGAGAAAGGAAGCUUGCAGGAUGAAGGGAAUGUAUUGAGUUCUGUAUCUGAAAGCAGCAGUACAUCUGGUUUAGUAAUUAAACCACAUUCUGAAAGUACUGGACCUACUUUGGAGUGGGAUAAUUAUGAUCUACGUGAAGAAGCUUUGGAUACUAGUGUAUCUAGCACUGGGUAUGGACCUCCUGACACUAGCAGUCCAGUGAGGAAAAACCUUUUCCGUUUUGGUGAUACAGCAACUGGUUUUAAUUUUAAUUUCCAACCCUGUUUGAGUCCAUUAAAAUCUCCGAAGUUGAAUCAGAGUGGUUUGUCUGUGGGUACAGAUGAAGACUCAGAAUUUGGCCAAGAGGAAGAAAAGGACAUACAGCAUUUUGAACCAGUUAUUCCAUUGCCUGAUUUGAUUGAUGUAGCAACAGGAGAGGAAAAUGAGCAAGUUAUCUUCUGUCACAGAGCUAAACUUUACCGUUAUGAUAAGGAAAUGGUCCAGUGGAAAGAGAGGGGGAUAGGGGACCUGAAAAUUUUACAAAAUUAUGAUACCAAAAAAGUUCGGAUUGUUAUGAGAAGGGAUCAGGUGUUGAAAAUUUGUGCCAAUCACUGGCUGACACCAGAUAUAAAAAUUGAGCCCAUGAAAGGAACUGAGAAAGCUUUUGUUUGGAGUGUAAUGGAUUUUGCAGAUGAUGUGGCAAAGGUGGAACAGUUAGCUGUGCGUUUUAAGCAACAAGAGGUUGCUAACUCUUUCAGAGACCUCUUUGAAGAAGCCAAGAAGGCUCAAGAACAAGGGACAUUAGUUACACCAUUGUCUUCAAGGGAAACUACCCCAAGGGAAUCUCCUUGUAAGAUUUCAGUGUCAAUGAUAGAGGAGACUAUUAAGGAAACGACAGAGCAAACAAAUAGUAAUGUUUCAAUUUCAAAUAGUGCGGUCAAGUCAGCGAAUACUAGCUUGACAGAAGCACCUCCAUUAAAGUUCGUAUUUGGAUGUGCUUCUAUGAAAACCAUUUUCAGCAGUGAGAAUGAGAGACCCUUCACUUUAGGUAAUUCAGCAGCUGGAUCCUUUGGUUUCAGUUUUAAAAGUACAGGCUCAACGUUAAAAGACCAAGUGCAAAGUGACUCCUUUGCUGUAAAGAAUAAACCGCAGGAUGUUGCUAAUGGUGGAUUUGAUUUUAGUAAAGCAGCUGCAUCUCUCUCGUCAAUGGCCAACUUGUUUUCAAAUUCAACAGCAGAAUGUGUGGAAACUGCUUUUGCAACUGAAGAUAAAUCCAAGCAGACUCUAUUUAAUAGACCACAACCUGUUGAAGACAAAGACCUACAGAUUAUUUUUGCAUCUGUACCCACACCUGAACAAGAAGCUCUUGCAAAAGAACUGAAGCUUCCUCCAACGUUUUUUUGCUACAAGAACAAACCUGGCUAUGUUAGUGAUGAUGAAGAUGAUGAAGACUAUGAAACUGCAGUCAAAAAUCUCAAUGGAAAAUUAUAUCCAGAUAAGCCCCAACGGCAAAAAUCAGCUAUCACAGGUAAAAGCUUGAGAACUAACGUGAAACUGGUUCCAGGUGGAUCAGGGGGACAAUUGGCUACUCUUGACUCAGAAUGUGUGUCUGCACCAGGCUCCAGUGUGGGUAAUCUGGAAGAUGGUGACAGUGACUGUUUCAUUGUCUGGGAGAAAUUGCCAACAGAUGAACAGAGGAUGAAAGCUGAAAGUCUGCUGCUCCCUUCUACCUUCUUUUGUGGUUUAAGCAGCGAUACAGAAGGAGAGAAGGAUGAUGAUGACUUUGAGACUGAAAUUAGAAAAAUCAGGGACUUUCAGAUUGCUCAAGAAGGGCACAUCAGCAGCUCCACUGACGCACAGUCUACAGUACAGUUGAAUAAACAGACAAUGGAUAUACCAGCUGCUGUUUCAAGGAUUGAACCAGACUCCACAACAAAUUCCAUACCGAAGGCAGAAUUUCCAGCAUCAGAUGAUGGCAGCCCCAUUGAUUUGUCAGCUAGAAAAGAAAUGGAACCAGAUUCUACCACUCAGGAGAAUGGCAUAUUUGCGUUUAACUCUACAGGAGUUUCUUUUGCAGAUUUGGCUGCAAAGAAUAAAACUUGCACAUUUGCAAAGAAAGAGACCGAUUUUGUAUGGAAAAAUGCAGGAAUUCCUGUUUUUAAUUCGAUAGUGACUCAUAGUCCAGCUGAUGCGGAAGAUGAUGGUGCUGAUGUGGUAGCUGGUGAAGAUAUCCAUUUUGAACCAAUAGUUUCUUUACCAGAGGUUGAAACAAAAUCUGGUGAAGAGGAUGAAGAAAUUAUAUUUAAAGAAAGAUGCAAACUGUAUCGAUGGGACAGAGAUCUUUCUCAGUGGAAAGAGCGAGGUGUUGGAGAUCUAAAAAUUCUGUACCACUCUCAAAAGCACUGCUACCGUAUUCUUAUGAGGAGAGAACAGGUUCUGAAGGUCUGUGCAAAUCAUGUUAUUACUGAUGAAAUGGAACUCAAAUUACUGAAUACAUCAAGUAAUGCAUAUGUUUGGACUGCAGCAGAUUACACUGAUGGCGAAGCAAAAAUAGAACAAUUUGCUGUCAGAUUCAAAACUCCAGAGUUGGCUGCAGUUUACAAGACAAAAUUUGAAGAAUGUCAAAAAGCACUUUCACAGCUCCAAAAAUCUGAAGAAUCGCAAGUUGUAUCCCAAUCAGAUAGCAAUAAUCCUAUUGUUUAUUUUGAUGUAUCAGUUGAUGAGAAGAUCUUGGGACGAAUUAUUAUGGAGCUGCUAGCAAAUAAGGUUCCACGGACAGCUGAAAAUUUCAGAGCCCUUUGCACUGGGGAGAAAGGUUUUGGGUUUAAAAAUUCACUAUUCCACAGGGUCAUUCCAGGAUUUGUUUGCCAGGGUGGUGAUAUCAUUCACUCGAAUGGAACUGGUGGAAAGUCCAUUUAUGGCAAUGAAUUUGAAGAUGAAAGCUUUAGUUUGCGACACACCUGCCCUGGUUUAUUGUCUAUGGCAAAUAAAGGCCCCAACACCAAUAAUUCACAGUUUUUCAUCACGCUGAAAGAAGCCCCACAUUUAGAUUUUAAACACGUGGUUUUUGGCUAUGUCAAAGGCGGCAUGGAUAUUGUAAAACUAAUUGAAACAUUUGGUUCAAAAGAUGGCCACACAAGAAACACCAUUACAAUAACUGAUUGUGGACAAAUUUCUUAAACUGCCCCAUGGCUAAGCACACUAUUAAAAUCUUACAUUAAGGGUUUGGAAUGGUGUAAUACUGGUUAUUGCCUUGGUGCAAAACUUUGCUGGUCUUUGGAUGUCAAUUUUUUGUUGGAUAUUGCAUGUUUCAGAAUAAAAAAUUGACAAACAUUAACAAGCAGUAUAAUCAAUCUUAAACGUACACAUAACAUGGUUUUGUGACGUUUACAGUCCUGUUGAACUCAAGAGGAGAGGUAUUUUAACCCUGCCAAUUGAUUUGGAGAAAAAAUUGUUGUAAUUACAACCUUUGGAAGCUUUUCAUUUGAGAAUUGUUGAGAUGCAAUGUAGUAAUUGCAUUCCAGCACUAAAAGUGGAAAUUGACAGGUAGACUUGGAUGAUUUUUAUUUUUGCCUUGGUUAUGCAUCAUAUUUUGGUGGUGUUCAGAUUACUGCAGCAGAAUACCAGGUGAUUUAUCAAUUCCACUCAUAGAAUGGAGUUAAAUUUUUUGAUGGUAAUUUACUGUCGGUGAAGAAUUAAGUUCUGCUAUCAACAUUGCAAAUACUGAAAUAGAUUGACAUGAUUGUAAAAUGUAAACUUUUUUUAAACAGAUUCUUUAGUAUUUGCUAAUGUUUGUGAUUGGCUCUGUAAUUUUGAAAAUUUAAUUGUUAAAAUCCAUAAGUUUAUACAUAUUUAUAAUAAAGGAGUAAUUCUGUA
This is a messenger RNA of Hypanus sabinus (Atlantic stingray), 9857 nucleotides long. It is a transcript of the gene ranbp2, whose product is annotated as RAN binding protein 2. Gene Ontology annotation, cellular component: nuclear pore; cytoplasm; intracellular membrane-bounded organelle. Lineage: Eukaryota; Metazoa; Chordata; Chondrichthyes; Myliobatiformes; Dasyatidae. The coding region runs from base 192 to 9161 and encodes 2989 amino acids. The record is from RefSeq and is a predicted model, not a curated record. The transcript has 30 exons. Gene Ontology annotation, molecular function: peptidyl-prolyl cis-trans isomerase activity; GTPase activator activity; protein binding. Gene Ontology annotation, biological process: NLS-bearing protein import into nucleus; protein peptidyl-prolyl isomerization; protein folding.